Messenger RNA from Cooperia oncophora, 474 nucleotides. The record is from the annotation of a GenBank genome assembly. NCBI's taxonomy places the organism in Eukaryota, Metazoa, Nematoda, Chromadorea, Rhabditida, Trichostrongylidae.
AUGUUACGUGACAGACUGGCAGAAAAAGGUGUAUCCCUCCCUUCGGGACGAAGAAAGACUGCGCCAACGACGUCGUUCACAGCACUUUGCGAGAGAGAAGCCCUAGUAAUGGCUCGUGAUUUUAACACUCUCUGCAUGAAUAGCCUGAACACAUUUGAAAUUGCCAGGCAUUCUAACCGACUUCAGUACACUCCACAGGAAUUGGCUAUAGUCAGACGUUUCUUGGCUGGAAUCAUGGCGAUAUUCGACGAAGUUCCAGAAGACCCUGAGGAUUAUGUGGAGAAGAAUUCGGCUACCCACUCCAUUAAUAUAUUUAGUAUGCUAGGCAACCAUCGGAUUCGCCAAAUCAGCUCUGAAAUCGUCGGGAGGGUACUGGGAAAAAUUGCGACCAACACAUCAUGCUUCAGCGGGUACGGCCACCACGCUUCACACAAACUUCAUGCCGUACCACAUGCAACAAUUUUUAUAGAGUAG